AUGCGCGAUGACCUCGUGCGGGCCGUCGAGCGGGUGAUGGGGUCGUCAACAAAAUCUGAGGGGGAGGGGGAUUGGGUUAGUUUUACCACUUUUGCCCCGGCCCCGACGCGGAAUCCGACAGACGAGAGGGAAAGGAAGGCUUGGGAGCUGCGGCCGCAAUCGCUUUAUUAUCGAAUAAACUGCUUGGAUUGCCUCGACCGUACAAACAUCGCGCAGGCGCUGCUGGUCGAUGCCAUGCUGCCCUAUUUAUUGUCCAGCCUCCUCAACGAAGGCGAAAACAACAACAACAAGGAGGAAAAAGGUCAAACGCCGCCGUUUAGCGAUUCACCUUUCGAGCGUCGCCUGCGGGAGGAGGCCUCCGAGGGUAUUCGCGCGCUCUUCGCCGAGCAGGGGGUGGCUAUUUCAAUAAUGUACUCGAACGUUGGCGCUCAUUUUAUUCCUUAUUUGCUGGGCGGCCACAACGGCCGUUAUAGACCGAGCCUUAAGGAAGGGAUGAUCUCCCUCCGGCGAUGGUUUUCCCAGAACUUCCGCGAUGGGUGGAAGCAAGACGAGAUUUCCCUCAUCACCCGCCAACAUGAUCCAGGGCAGUUUAGCUGUAAUAUCGAGAGUCCUUUUUCUCGGGAUUUGACGGGGAUGAACUUAUGGGUCCUUUACGGGAUUUUUGCGUCGUUGGUGCCUUUGUUAUGUUGUAUUUUCUUUGCCUUUUUUUCCGUCGAUCAAGGAGAGGUGCGGCUUCACGGGGCAAUUGCAGUUCUGUGGAUCGCAUACUUCUUCUUUAUUUAUCAAAAAUUAUCGAAAUAUUGCGUAACCUAUACGAAUCAAGCCUUGCUAAAUCACUCUAUUUGA
Phytomonas sp. Hart1 is the source of this 846-nucleotide messenger RNA. Lineage: Eukaryota; Euglenozoa; Kinetoplastea; Trypanosomatida; Trypanosomatidae. The record is from the annotation of a GenBank genome assembly.